Molecule: messenger RNA, 2391 nt
Organism: Racocetra persica
Lineage: Eukaryota; Fungi; Glomeromycota; Glomeromycetes; Diversisporales; Gigasporaceae
Source: the annotation of a GenBank genome assembly
GUGAAAAUCCAAAAUUGGAAGUCAUGACAGAAAUGGCCGAUGCUGGGGGCGAGAAGUCAUAUCAACGUCGUGGUAUAUUUCCGUCCGAUCAUUCAGUACGUGUCCGAAGGAAUCUCAUUCGACAAAUAGAAUCAGAUGUCGAAAGAGACGAAGACAAGACGCGAACACCUGCAGAGAUAAUACAUGACGUUCUAACUUGUAUCCAAGAUCAAACAGAAGAACCCGCAACGCGCGUCGAAAAAUUAGGGAGCUUGGUGCGAUUAAUAAAAAAUCACGAAAGAUUAAAAUAUACAUAUGACGCUGAACCUUUUUUAAGGGGAUUGAGAUUUUGUGUAUCGGACUCAGUGAAGGAAGUAAGAAUUGCUGGGUAUCGUGCAUUACGAUAUUUGAUCGCAGAUGUCACCACUCUAGAAAAAAUAAUAAAUUUGCAUUAUGAAAUAUUUAUAAUGAGGUCUUUGGCAAAAGACCCACGUGUAUACAAUGAUGAGCGCGAACAGGUAUUGAAAAUUAUACGAACUUUUGCUGAUGUACCAGGCGGGACAAAAUAUAUACCGCUUGGUGUGUUACGAUCUAUUGUUUCUAUAGCUGAACUUCCAGAUGAAAAACUACGGAACAUAUGUUUAGAAACUUUGGCAGAAAUAAUGAUUCGUGAACCAAAAUUAAUAACUCAUGGCGGUGGGAUGAGAGUACUAUUACAAGCUUUAAUUGAUGGUCCUCUUGAACUUUCGGAAUACCUAAUGAUGGCACUACUAUACAUAAUUGAUAUGCCAGAUUCCCGAGAUUGUAUAAGACCUGGUGUGGAUUUGGAGAUUGUUCUUUCAGGAUUUACUGACGCAUGCAACAAAGGACCAAAAUUUGACCAGCAGAUAAGAGCUAGUUCAAGGGCUAUAUCUGUUCUGCUGAAGUCUUGGACAGGAAUUAUAUAUUUGUGCAUGGAUAAUAAACAAGCAAUAAGAUCCAUUGUUGAAUCUCUAAGAAUAACAUCGGAUGAAACGCGGGAAAUCAUGCUUGAUAUGUUUUUUAACAUUUUUCGAAUCAAGAUACCACACUGGUAUCCAAGCUUUUUAUCUGGAAAAAGGAUCACAGUAUAUGGACUACUAACACCUGAAAACAACAAUAAUGGAGAACUACCACCUCCUUCUUCUUCAUGCCAAGACAGGCUGAAUUUAUUGGACCAUCAUUUGGUUAUAUUAUUAGAUAUCUUUAUUGACGCAGGGCUCCUUGAUGCUUUGGUUGAGAUUAUUGAAGACAAAAAUCAACAUAACGCGCGUAAAGCUACUCUUUUUAUUGGUGAAAUUCUUCAAUUGUCUAAUCGGUUAUUAUCUUUGUCUCGCUCGAUGAAAAUACAGUCUCUACCUAGACUCUUCAGUUUAGCCACAAAAUUUGACGAUGAAAUUGUACGACACAGUGCCACUGCUGCGCUUUCACAUAUUGAUAAUUUGAAUCGUACGCGGAAUCGUUUUCAACCAAACAUUGGAGAAUCAGAUGACACAUCUAUUAGCUCACCAAAUCGACGAAGACGUAAUGCGCGUCAAGUUGAAAAUGUAAAACUUAAAAUGGGUAUACAAAUUGAUGACGUCCAUUUUAGAAAUAUGCUUUUAGAGACCCAGGUUCUCAGUACUAAAGAUUAUCUCAAAUGGAACUGGGAAACUACUAUGGAAUUAUUGCAAGGUCCAUUAUUAAACCCUCGUCGAUUAGAAGAGGCAAUAAGAUCCAAAUUUAUGAAACGAUUAAUUGGUUUUUUCAGACCAAAUAGCCGACGGUUUUCUGAAAUCGAGAAAGACCUGGAAAGUGAACGCUAUGUUCAAUUAGGAUGCACGCUUAUAACGACUCUUCUUGCGAAUUUUGAUGGUGUCAAAUAUUUAGAAAGCAACAAAUUCUUGAGGCAGAUUUCGGAUAAUUUAAAUCAACUUGUACCACCGUUGUAUGAUCCUGCAAUGGAAGUUUGUCAAAUGGCAGUGCGUGUUUUGGAAGAGACAUGUAAUCACAAAGAAAAUAUAGAGUUACUUGUGAAAUUGCGACCUAGCUUGGACAACUUGGGAGAAGUUGGAAAUCCACUUUUGUUAAGGUUUCUGUCCACUUCAAUCGGAUUUAAAUAUCUAUCAGAAUCUGAUUACGUGGAAAAAGAAAUGGAUGAUUGGUUUCAGAGUGGCAACCAAUAUUAUGUGACACAACUUGAAGUAUCUUUAUCAAAUGCAUUAAAACUUGAUGGAGAGGAAGCGCGAGGUGAUGAUGAUGAUAAAGACGUGAAAAUAAGUAUGUUUGAUGGAAUCUCCCCUGCCCAUUUUUAUGGUGAAUUAACAAAAACGGAUGAAGGGUGUCAGCUUUUAAGAGAGAAAGGGCAUUUUCGCGAGUUUGCAAAUUUCAUAAGAGAACAUGGAAUGGAAAAAC